AGUUACUGAUGGACUGCCAAAAUAAGAAGAUGGAGCUGGAGGAUGCUGUGAGGGAGUUAGAGGCCACGGCGCAACAACAGUUACGAGGACUGGCAAACCAGAGUGAGGCUGCUAUUGAGGCUGCUCAGGACAAACUCAGCCUGGCUUACGGGAAAAUACAGAUUUAUCAACAGUUUGUCAAGGGACUGGCAAAUGAUUUGGUACGGAGGGUAGGACAGACACGCUCCCACCUGAAGGACAUCCUCAUCAGGAAGGAAGAGGAAGAGCUGAUUCAAAGACAGAUUCAGAAUCAGAGUCAUGGAAAUGCUUCACUCCAGAAAGCACAAAGUCUGGCCCGUGACAUCCUCAAUCUUAGCCAGUCCGACUUGGAUGAUAUCAUGAGUGCAGAUGGAGAUUCAAUAGCGGAAAGUGAAAUCAGUACUGACAAAAGACUGGACAGGAAAUGGAAUAAAAAAUGUGAAAAACUUAUAUCAGGAAAGGAUGACUUUGCCUUGCCACUGAUAGAGCUGUUUGUUCAGAAGAUCGAGGAACGUUGCGAGCUUCUAGUGAAACUUCAACAGACUGCCAGCUGAGAAAAAAACCCAAAAAAUCCUGUUUUGAAAUGGUUUAGUUGGAAUCUCAGAAAUGCUACAGACAUUAUGUUGGAUUCACUUACAUGAACAUCUUUUUACAAAAAUUAGAUAUUUGUAGAUGAUAUGCAGGUCCUGUAACAUAUUAUUAUUGAUAACAAAGUCAUCAGGAUGAUUGAACAGGAAAUGUUUACUCAAUAAGGGAGAGAUAUUUAGGUGAUAGUAAAGGUGUAAUGUUUAGAUAAUUUUAUCAUUACCCAUCUGUACUUAAAUCUAACAAGAUGGAAACGUUUGGUAACCCCAGGGUUGAGGUGUUACAGUUUUCUAUUUAAUGCCCUGAGAAGCCUUGACUGUACCGACAGUUUAUUGAAACAGAUCAUUAAUACAAAAUCCCAAAGUGAUAUUAUUUAGUUAUUACAAGGAUGUUAAACCCGGACCUAUACAAAAAAAAAAAUAAGUUGUAUAUUUAACCAAAAUAUAGACAUCUGUUAAUUAUUAAAUUACCAAUUGAUGAUUACUUUAAUUGUAUAUCUGUUUAAAUUUACCAAGUGAGAUAGAUUUCUUCAUUACUAUUUAGUGAAAAAAUUGUCUUUAUUCAUUUCUUUAGAUCUCCCUUGAGUAUAUGUUCAAAAUAAGAUACAUGUAGCACAUGGCAUAUUUAUUAUGUAAUACAAUGUAGAUGAGAGUUAGUACAAGUGUCUAUGAUAAGUACAUUCCGUCCGAGUCUCAAUAUAACCUGCCCACAUCAGUGCUUUAUAUUUCUAUAUAAAAAGACACUUAUUUUACAUCUUUUUAGACAAUUUUAUAAUGUAAAUAAUGUAUUUAUGUGUGUAUUUAUAUAUAACAAUAAACAUCUACUGGUAUA
Pecten maximus is the source of this 1434-nucleotide messenger RNA. RefSeq names its product centlein-like. The transcript is spliced from 4 exons. NCBI's taxonomy places the organism in Eukaryota, Metazoa, Mollusca, Bivalvia, Pectinida, Pectinidae. The coding region runs from base 9 to 572 and encodes 187 amino acids. Gene Ontology annotation, cellular component: centrosome; centriole. The record is from RefSeq and is a predicted model, not a curated record. Gene Ontology annotation, biological process: centriole-centriole cohesion; protein localization to organelle.